AAUAAGUCGAAUAAGGAGUUCCACGUAUCAGGAUGAAAUUCUGAUGACUUCUUACAACUUUAGAGCAUCUUUCAUGCAAUAUUCUUCAUUUGUUAAUCUGAUAAAACUGUACAACGGAAUAACAGUGCUUACUGAUUACAUAGGUAUAAGCAUAAGAUGAGUAAAGGUAUUUGACUCGUGUAUUAUAUUAUUGCUUAUUUAUCGCGGAUUUAAGAUAAGAUCUUCCAUGUGUCUUGCAUUGCCCGAAUUCAUUCUGCUGAUAUCAGUGAUCCUCUCUUAUUUAAAAUUCAAUAAAACAAGUUAUCAACCUCAUUGCGCAAUGAUCAUAAUUCACAAUAUAAUUUCAUAAACAUCGUGGUUUUGUUGACACCAUGAUGAUUUUGGGAUUAAUUGCACUGAAAAGACAGACUUAUUGGGUGAUCAUUUCCAAAACUUAUUUUACCUGUGGAUCAAUACCUGUGGAGAUUCUCAUGCAUUAAUGAUUGUUUGUAUCUUAAGAUUGACAUUUGUGUAUACGCAUCAAGGUGAGGUAUCGAUAACAGUUCUCAGUCAUUUUCUGCUUGUAUAACGAUAAAGAAUGUCAUUUUGCACCCGAGUAAUCUGUUCCGAGACAUUUAUCUAACUUUUUAAAACAGAUUUUGCUGUACCUGUUCUCUGGUGUUUGAAGUAUCUCUGUGUAGUUUGGAAGAAAUAUGAAAAUAUAUACCAUUAAUAAUAAUAAAUAUGUAGCCAAAUGAGGCUUUCCCACUUUCAGACAUACUGUGAGUAAUAAGGGGUGAACUUUGCUGAAUAGGAAAUGGGAUGGUCUAGAUUAUGUUUGUUAUGAUCUGUGAGUGAUACAUUUCAAAGUAACGCAUGCCAGAUGAAUGGUAGAUGACGAAUAUUCGUAUUACGAAAAUGUUUAUCACGUCAAUCGCAUCAAUUGACGUGUGUACGAUUCUUCGGAAUAUGGUGGCAUGGGAAUGGCCAGAGCGUUGGAUAUUGUGAACUUGAGAUCACGCGUUGCUGGUGAAGAUCGAUGAGAAUGUUGUAAUACAGGACAAAGAAACAUGCGUUUUAAUAAACAGGAAUUGAUGACAUUGGCAACACAGCCGUCGCAAAAAUUUGAUAAGGAAGGAAUUUUAUACAUACGGGAACGGCAAGAAGGUUUCUUUCGAAGAACAGAGAGUACAGGUAAAAAACUUGAGAGCAAAAGACAAAAAGGAAAAACACAUAAGACUCUACGAGACCUCAGUUGUGUAACAGCCAGCACGAGUAAAGCAAGUCUAGAGCGGUGGUGCAGGUUGCGAGGAAAUUUGUUGUUUUAUUUUAAAUCAAGAGAACAAUGGUCAGAGCCUCUUGGAGUUAUUAUACUCGAACAAUGCAAUGUCCGUGUCGAUCCACCAACACAUCAAAUUCCCUAUGGAUUCAGCAUAGUUUUCGAUGGUGGCUUAUUCCAACAGCUGGGUGCAAAUUCUUCAGAAGACAGAGAUAGCUGGCUGCAGGCACUCCAGUUGGCUAGUUAUGAAUGCAUGCGUAGUCAGUUACUGGCACUACGACAACGGAUAGAGGCUUGUAGCGGUCAUAAACAUGGAACCGACAUUCAAAUGAUGCGUCUUCAACAGGGAAUUACCACAGAUCCAGCUGAAAUACCAAUCUGUGAAGUAUCACUUGCAUGUGACAAUCUGUUAUGUGAUGGCCAUGGCCGUCCCCCAAAUCCUGUAUUAGAAAUUGAUAUUCUUGCUCAUCGAUCAAAUACAUGGAUUAAAUACGCCAGAACUGAAGUAGUCGAGAGGAGCAGCAAUCCUGGAUUUCUGACAACUGUAAGCUUUCGUACAAGCGAUGGUUUAACUUCGGAGACGAAAGUAAGGAUUACUGCAUAUGACGUUAGGGAGAGAGUUAGUCAGACUGCUACGCCAAUAGGAUCUGCAGUGGUUAUAUUCAAUGCCAUACAAGAUACACCACGACUAAGAAUACCAUUGAAGUCUGCCAAAGCCACAACAGUAGGUUUUUUAACCAUUAAUGUGUGGAACUUGGAGGCAGAAGACAAAGGCAAUAGCACAGAAAGUACUCCUUGUAGAAACAUACCGGCUAAUAAUCAGAUAUUUUCUCAUAGAAGGUCACAGUCUUUGCCUCCAAGAUUAGGAACGAAAAUGAAGCUUCCACAUCAAGGUCAACUUAAAUUGUUAUUUGCGAAUCCCCAUGUCCAAACAUACAGGUUCCAUUCUGGUCUAGGAGGUGACAUAUGUGUUCAUGAGAUAAUGGCCGAGAGUAAAUUGUGUUUUCAAUUUCCGCAGCAGCUACUUGAAAUUUGGAUACAAGAAGAAAAAGAGCUUCUGCAAGAGGUAGCAGGAAUGGGUGAACUUCGCGAGCCCUGGCACACAAAGCAGAUAGAGCUUCUCGAUCGACAUCUGCAUCUUUUACAUCUCUAUUCGCAAGCUAAACAAAAUUUGACCGCUUUUAAGGGGAUUCAUUUCAAACAGUCGACGCGAAAGAAUGAUAGGACCCUAGAAUUUGCUCCCUUAAACCUUCAUUUGCAAAGGAUGUGGGUCCAUAACGACACACUAAAUAAAUGUGGUUUCUAUGAUUUCAUCAGUGUAGGAGCCUUUACAGCACAUGCUCACAAGAGUAAAAAUGGUGGACUUAUUAGAUUGGUACAAGAUCUCAAAGAAUCACCGACACGCUGCAAUCAGUUAUAUCAAGGGCCAUCGAAAAUAACUAUGGCGCACGAUGCAAUUCAAGCCAUAAAACAAUUGCGUCGUGAUGUAGUUGAAGCAAUGCGUUCUCUCAUGAAACUUGCUAAGGAGAAGCAAACUAGUGGCAUGUUACCCAUUUGUGAAGAUAUGAUAUCAAAAACUAGGAUAUUACUUAGCUUGUGGGAUCCUGGAUUGGUUGAAGAAGCGUUAACGUUUCUAGAAGAGUACAAAGUUGCUGCAACUGUUCAAGAACCCAUAAAUAACGAUGAUACAUUGACGCUGGAUUUAAGAACUCACCAGUCUCUUUCUCCGUUCAAACGGAUUACCCAACAGCUUAAUUUUGAUCUGAAAAGUCCUGAUUUUGACGAGUUUGUAACACCUGAUACACCUGAGUGUGUAAAGGAUAUUUGGACGAAAGAAAGUUCAAAAAUGAAAUACAGUAAUCUUUCCUCUUAUAAGGAAAUCAAUGAAAACGGGCAGGUCGUAUCAGCAGAGAACUUUGUAAUAUUUCCAGACGUUGAAGAUCAAUCAAACGAUGCGGAAUCUAAUCAAAAUGGGAAUAGUGCUGAUAAUAGCAAUGAAGAGGAUGACAGAGGCGGGUUCAAAGGAGAUUUGGAUUUGAGCAAACGUUUUUUAGAUACACAAAAAAUGUGCAACUCUCCAUCAGCAAAUUAUUACAAGCCUACUGACGAGCCUGAACCAUGGGAUCUUACGCAACUUAAUAUUGAAGCCAGCGUCAUGUGUUUAGUUUCUAAAGUUAAAUUCCUCUGUGGCAGAUGCAGUAGUCCUGCUGUUCGUUUACGUAGUAAAAAUGGUUUAGGCAGGUCCCAAAGUCUGAAAGGGUAUGCUCCGAAUAAUUGUCAUUCUCCUGCUGUGGUCACCAUUCAACCAAAAAAUGGCACAAAAAAUGAUGAGUCGAGCAAACUAUUAGACAAUACCAAUGUGUCGAAACAAGACACGAAUUCGUCUCUGGAAAAAUCGGCACCGGCUCUUACUAAGGCUAAAGAAGUCUGUCAAGCAGUAGACACAAUGACAAAAGUCAUUAAAAGCAAUUCAGGCCAAAGAAAUAAGUUUACCGAGGGUCUGGACUUCGCAUCAAUAGUUGAUUGGACCAGCGAGCUUAGGCCCAGUAUGAAGAAAUUACGACAAGCCAUGGAUGGACUUCUGAAGACUGCUAGGCUUACACAUUCGGUAUUUCGAGUUCAGGAAGAUGCUAAGGCUGCCCAAAGAGCUUGUAAUGUUCGAUACAGGAGGGAUGUGUGCUUCAGUCAAGCGUUGACAGCAUUGGUAACCGGUUUAAUGGCCAAACUAUGGUGCCAGCGGCCUGAUCCUAUGUUUCUCUUGAUUCUUACAACUCUUGGACCAAUCAUAUCAUUUGAAGCUCUUCUCAGCUACUAUGGAGAUGAAAUUGAUAUGUGGGGUGACAUGACUGUUGCGGUCGAAGAUUUGCAUACUGUCGCCUUUACGUUGUCUAGAUGUGGUGUUCAUGAUAGAAUAGAGGGAAAAUCUAUGUGUGCUGCUCAGUUGCCAUUGCCACGGGUAGUUGGCUCACGAACAGCAUUGACAGUAAUGCUUCCAGUACCAGAUGCUAUCUAUUCUCUACUCCCGCUUGUGCCAUCUUUGAGACAAACUAUUUCAUUUAAUGUAACGCCAGUAUUUUUCAACGUUGGCAUAAAUGAGAUGGCUACGUUGGCUGAGAGCCUUGGGACGACAAGACCUCAAAAGAAGAGCAAUAUCGACAACUUUGACAGACUAAAUGAAUAUUACUUAAGAUUCAAAAAACUUAACUUGCCUACGGAACCUUCUUCCAGCAGAAUCGGUACCCGUUCACCUUUAAAUCAAACAUUGGCAGAUAUGGUUAAUCAUUUGAAAACAUGUGUACAGACCAAGGUAAAUAAAAAUGUUGAUGUCCUUCAACUCUCAUCACAUAUCUGUCGGCGUAUGAGAGGGUUAAGAUUUACCAGCUGUAAAAGCGCCAAAGAUCGUACCGGUAUGUCAAUAACUCUUGAACAAGUCAAUGUACUAGCCGCAGAAUAUCAUCUUGCUGAGCACGAAUUUAACAGAGCACUGGAUUGUAUGCGAAGCGAAGGAUGUCGCAGAGAAAAUACGUGGAAGAACACAGGUGUACGAAAAUAUGCAUUUAAUAGUCUCCAGAUAUUAACUCUUCCCAAAUUGUACCGGCCACCUACCGGUACGUAUGGAUCAGCACAAACGUAAUUCACCCUAUCUACCUGAAAUUAUAUUCCAGUAUCUAGUUGUACAAAAUAUACCCCAAAACUGAGUGCACGUUACUGAAAGUGACACAUUACAAUGUUCAGUCUUAACAUCCUCUAUCGUCGAGGUUACCAAUGAACAGAAUGCAUGUGUCAAUAUAAAUAUAGUACUAUUAAACUACUUAAUUAUGAAAAUUAUUGCGUAUCAGAGUAUAAUGAUAGUGGCACAAACCUUACGAGGAUAUUCAUACAUCGAUGGUAUGAGAGUGAUACAAAAAUUCCAAUCUAAUCAAUACCAUUAUAUUCUUGUUUAUUCGUGCAGUAGACUAAGUCAUAUAGAAUAAUUUCUAGCUGCUGUUCUAAAAUGUACAUACUAUGAUAAAGUGCACGAUAAAUGGAUUGCUAGGCAAUGACAAUGGUAUAGAACUUAUCCGUACAUAAAAUUCUUUGUUUCUAUGUAUACAAAAAAUUACCAAAUAGCAAUUUCAACUGCAGACUCAUUCCUUAUUGUGAAAAUAUGACGUAUACGUACUUGUCGGUUGAUCACGGGAAAUACCAGGCAUUUUAUUAUGCGUUCCAUUUAUACAGUUAUACUGUCAACAUACUAAAAUCGCAUUGUGGGCAUGUCACAUGAUGUUUUAAACAUUGAGCGUAUGACAACCGACUCUGUGGUAUUAUCGAUAGUUUCCGAUUCAAUAAAUCCUGAUGGUAGUUUUAUUUCUUGGUCGAAAAAGGAAUAGAAAAAUUAUUCUCGAAGUGGAUUCGUAGUAAAUAAUAGUUGACGAUGAUGUACUUCAAUACUACCCUAUUGAAUUAAAUUAGAAGCGUUGGCCGUUGUUACUAUUUUAGUUAAUCUCAAUAAUCUGUACAGUCCAGUUACUGAUCGACGGAAUUCAAUAUUGUAUUUUAUAAUUCACUAACAACAAGCUGCAUUGUCAUAUACCGUACACUUUUGACAAAGCUUGACCUUAAUUAAAAAAGGGUUUCAGUUUCUACUAAUUUAUUAAUGCUCACAUUGUCAUAACCAACAUCGAAUUCCAUACAUACGAAAAAAACCACAAUUAAAA
Molecule: messenger RNA, 5955 nt
Organism: Neodiprion virginianus
Lineage: Eukaryota; Metazoa; Arthropoda; Insecta; Hymenoptera; Diprionidae
Product: inositol polyphosphate-4-phosphatase type I A
Exons: 18
Coding region: 1050-4892 (1280 amino acids)
Cellular component (GO): cytoplasm
Molecular function (GO): phosphatidylinositol-3,4-bisphosphate 4-phosphatase activity
Source: RefSeq, a predicted model, not a curated record